Molecule: messenger RNA, 2186 nt
Organism: Oncorhynchus mykiss (rainbow trout)
Lineage: Eukaryota; Metazoa; Chordata; Actinopteri; Salmoniformes; Salmonidae
Source: RefSeq, a predicted model, not a curated record
AGCGUGCAAUUGGCAUGCUGACUGCAGGAAUGUCCACCAGAGCUGUUGCCAGAUAAAAAUACAAUGCAGUGGCUCCGGCGAAACUACGCUAAACCGCUGCAUUUACUCAAAUGUGACACCUUAUAAUAAAUAGGUUUAUGGGUUUGCAGACUAAAUUCAAUAGGAGUACUGGAAUGCAUUCAACCAUAGAUACGCUUUUUCAAUGUAUCUUAUCAUUUAAGUAGCCAGCCCAUAGUCGCACACAACAGCUUUGUGCGAAUAUGCGGACACUAUACCUCAGGGUUUUACACAAAGGUGCGUGACAUGACAGUAAGCGGAGGAUGGCUCGAAGUAUCGAGGAUGCUAGCGCGUCACUGACAUCAUUACCAAAAGCCUUCAGAGGAGUCAGAAACGAUGAAACCUGGUUGGAAAAGUUACUCUUCUUUGUUUUUUUCAUUUUACAACGACGGUAAUAUUUAAGAUGGAAACAACAACCACUGUGAAUGGAGGUGGAGGAACCAGUGGGUCAAAAGAUUACAAAAAGCCAACUGCUGCUGCACUGAAAGGAGCCAUCCAGCUGGGCAUUGGGUAUGCUGUGGGGAACCUGAUAUCCAAGCCUGACAGAGAUGUGCUCAUGCAGGAUUUCUACAUGGUGGAGAGUGUCUUUCUACCCAGUGAGGGGAGCAACAUGACCCCAGCGCACCACUUCCCAGACUUCCGCCUCAAAACCUACGCCCCUCUCGCCUUCCGCUACUUUAGGGAGCUCUUUGGCAUCAAAGCAGAUGACUACCUGUACUCCAUCUGUAAUGAGCCUCUAAUCGAGCUGUCCAACCCCGGGGCCAGCAGUUCCUGGUUCUACCUGACCAGCGACGAUGAGUUCAUCAUUAAGACAGUGCAACAUAAAGAGGCUGAGUUCCUGCAGAAACUCCUUCCUGGUUACUACAUGAAUCUGAAUCAGAACCUGAGGACACUGCUACCUAAGUUCUAUGGCCUGUACUGCAUCCAGUGUGCCGGGGUCAACAUCCGCCUGGUGGUGAUGAACAACGUGUUGCCCAGGGCCCUCCAGAUGCACUACAAAUACGACCUGAAGGGCUCCACUUACAAACGCCACGCCUCGUGCAAGGAACGCGCCAAGUUCUCACCGACCUUCAAAGACCUGGACUUCCAGGAGAUGCUUGAGGGCCUGCACUUUGAUGGCGACAUGUACAGUGCCUUAAUGAAGACACUGCAGAGGGACUGCAGGGUCCUGGAGAGCUUUAAGAUCAUGGACUACAGCCUCCUGCUGGGGGUGCAUGUGCAGGACAAGAAGUGUCUGGACAGGGGGGCCAGGGCGGACAGUAAGCGCCUCAAUGGCCAGAGGGUCCUCUACUCCACCGCCCUGGAGUCCAUCCAAGGGGACGGCAAGGUUGCAGAGCCAGUGGCCGACGAUGACACAAUGGGUGGAAUUCCAGCUAAACACAAAGAUGAGAAGCUGCUGAUCUUCUUAGGGAUCAUUGACAUCCUCCAGUCCUACCGGUUCAUCAAGAAGGUGGAGCACUCCUGGAAAGCCCUCGUACAUGAUGGGGAUACAGUGUCAGUUCACAGGCCCGGUUUCUAUGCAGACAGAUUUUUGAAGUUCAUGGGCGGCACUGUAUUCAAAAAUAUCCGUCCUCUAAGAGGAGCAUCCUCCAAGAGGAAGAGGAGCUCCAUCCAUGCGAUGAGGUCAGCCUCCCAGGAGGUACUGUCCCCCCAAAAGGAGGAGAAGAAGGACGAGAGAAAGGCCCAAAGCAUGGAGAGCCUGGGCGGACAAUUAAUGAGUUCCUCCAAGCACUCUGACCUAGUCCUACUUCCGAAAUGUUUAAAUCAGGCUGUUUCCUCAUCCUUCUCCACUCUUGAGAAGAUCAAGAAAGACCUUGAGGAGCACUUUGAGGAGCACCUGGAGAAUAGUGAUAACCAUUGUGACUCCAGUGCAAAUGUGGCCCUGGAUGACACGGUCCCCUCUCCCCAUACCCAGGGCAGUCCAGACUCUACGCAAUGUCUACUUGGUGGGUGUACAAGAUACACUAUGCAUUUAGUUAGGAGUCUAUAUCUGUUUAAUAGUGUCUAUGACGUCAUCACUUCUGCUUGUCUCUAUGAUAUCAUAAAUAUUCCAUGCCCUUUGUAAGGUCACUGAUUAUGUCGCUCUGUGACAUCAUUGCUAACUUAGCUCCUAUGUAGGACAUCACUAA